This is a messenger RNA of Stegodyphus dumicola, 5616 nucleotides long. Its product is annotated as laminin subunit alpha lam-3-like. Lineage: Eukaryota; Metazoa; Arthropoda; Arachnida; Araneae; Eresidae. Gene Ontology annotation, cellular component: basement membrane. Gene Ontology annotation, biological process: animal organ morphogenesis; axon guidance; tissue development. Gene Ontology annotation, molecular function: extracellular matrix structural constituent. The record is from RefSeq and is a predicted model, not a curated record.
GUGGCGGAACCUUGCGUAUCGUCCAUUCAACAAUCGUUCCCUCCUCGCAGAACUUGCUGCGCAAUGCUUGCUCCAGUUCUUGGUGUGUGGUCAGUUUGCGUUGCUGAUGUAUUUAACAUGUUGUUCGGAGAAAAUUACCGCAACAAAGUUAUUGGCUAGUUGAAGAAUAUUGCCUUGUUUGCAAUACAUGCUAAUAGUAUUUAGUUGCUGUUUAUGCAGAAGAAAAAGUAUAUUUUUGAGUUGCUUUCCGAUUUUGUAAAAUUACUAAUAUUCUCUGAUGUAUUUUCUUAAUUUAUUGUUCAGUUAGUGUUAGCUGUAUUCAUCAUUAUUUAUUACAACUAAAAUCACGAGUAGGAAAACAAGUUUUGAAAGUAGUUUCCAUAUCAAAACAAGUAUUACAUCAAGUAUUCCGUAUCUGAAGUUUAUGUCACUUCGCAAAAACUUUCGUAAUUCUUUUUCUCUUUAAAUCACAACGAUUGCUUGACGCUUAUUCAAAUUUUUACAAUAUGUGCAUAAUCUUAAAAUUUACUUCGGUCUGAAGCGCGGAAUUCGGAUCAACGAUGUGCGGUGAAAUUUCUCUUUGUAGAUUUGAGCUUUUUCAGAAAACUCUGAAAGUGUAUGUAACAUUGUUCGGUGUUAUAGUGAUUAUGGGCCUAUGCCAAGAAGCAAGUGCCAUGAUGACAAGUAUUAAAGGACCGUACAACAAUCGGACGUUCUAUGAAAGAUUUUACAAUUACUGGUCACUGGAUUAUGAUCCUGAAAGAGGAUUGUUUCCAUCUGUAAAUAAUUUAGCUGCUAAUGCAAUCAUCAGUGCAAAUGCAACAUGUGGGGAAGAUAAGCCAGAAAUCUAUUGUAAAUUAGUAGAACAUGUGUUCAUGAGAGAACCUCAGUGUGGCCUGUGUAGUGCGCGCAGUGACAAUCCUGAACAUAGGCAUCCAAUUAUAAAUGCCAUAGAUGGUACUAAUCAGUGGUGGCAAAGCCCAACAUUACAAAAUGGGAAACAUUUUGAGUGGGUGACCAUUACAUUAGAUUUAAAACAGGUUUUCCAAAUUGCAUAUGUUAUUGUUAAAGCUGCAAUAUCACCUCGUCCAGGAAACUGGAUCCUUGAACGAUCUAGGGAUGGAAUAAGUUACAAACCUUGGCAAUACUAUGCAAUUAGUGAUGCAGAAUGUUGGGAAGCUUUUGGAAUUCGUCCAACAAUGGGAAAGCCUCGUUACAGAAGUGAUGAUGAAAUUAUCUGCACAUCUUAUUAUUCAAAGUUGAACCCAUUAGAAGGUGGUGAAAUUCAUACAUCUCUAGUCAGUGGUAGACCUGGAGCUGAAGGCCCCAGCGAUACUCUAAGAGAAUUUACUACAGCUCGAUAUGUAAGGCUCAGGUUACAGAAAAUUCGCACAUUAAAUGCUGAUCUUAUGACCAUGCAGUCCAGUGAUCCCAAUAAGAUUGAUAAAUCUACCACACGACGGUAUUUUUAUUCAAUAAAGGAUAUAUCAGUUGGAGGUCAGUGUGUUUGUUUUGGCCAUGCUAAAUAUUGUCCAUUAAAUUGCGAAACAAACUUGCUUCAGUGUAGAUGUGAGCACAACACUUGCGGUGAGAACUGUGAACAGUGUUGCCCUUUGUACCAACAAAAGCCAUGGCGACCUGGUCGGGUGAAUGAUGGUGCUGCCUGUGAAAAAUGCCAGUGUUAUGGGCAUACAGAUGUGUGUUUUUAUGAUCAAACUGUUGCUGAUAAGAAAGCAAGUUUAAAUAUUUAUGAAGAGUAUGAAGGAGGUGGUGUAUGUAUUAAAUGUAAGCAUCAUACUACUGGAAUUAACUGUGAGCAAUGUGAAGAUGGUUACUACAGGCCUUUGGGAGUUGAAAGAUCGGAUCCUGAGCCAUGUCGCAGGUGCCGUUGUGCUGGACCAGGUGUUACAGGAUUUUGUUUCAAAGAUGAUUCUCAUGUAUUGGAAGGGGUGUAUCCAGGUGACUGUAUUUGUAAAGAAGGUUUUGCUGGCAGCAAAUGUGACCGUUGUGCUUUGGGAUAUCAACAGUAUCCAAUCUGUGCACGUUGCCCUUGCAAUCCUGCUGGAACCGAUGGAGAAACCACAUGUGAAAUACAGUGUAUCUGCAAAAAAAAUGUUGAAGGACCUCGCUGUGACUUCUGUAAGCCUGGACAUUAUAAUUUAGACGCUGAGAAUUCUGAUGGCUGCACACCUUGCUAUUGUUCUGGAAAAACUAAUAGAUGUGAGCCAAAUGAUUGGGGAGUGAGAGUGAUCUAUUCUUUAGAUGGUUGGAGGGUUACUGAUCUGCAUGGUCUUCGUAUAAUUAAACCUGAUUACAAUGGUUAUCUAAGAGUCACAAAUAAUGCCAUGUCUGGAUAUGAUAAUUAUUACUGGAUGGCACCACCUGAAUAUCUGGGCAAAAAGCUUUAUUCAUAUGGUGGAGAACUCAGGUAUGUCAUUGGAUAUUCUGUAAUUGAAGAUGAUGGUAUUCAAAGUGAUGCUCCUGGAAUCAUCCUAGAGGGAGUAGGAAUACGUAUUGGAUACUAUUUUGGCUCACGAAAAAUUCAAGGAAAUAUAACGGUAACACUUCCUCUGCAAGAGCGUGCUUGGUCACAGUUGACUGCUGCUGGUAAAAGAAGCAGAGUUGUGACUAAAGAAACAUUUGCUGCUGUUAUGAAUAAUAUUACAAGACUGCUGAUACGGGCAAAGUAUCAUCCAGAUCAAGUUGUUGGAAUACUGUAUAAUGUAGAAAUGGAAAUAGCAGAUAGAGCAUCUAGUAGUUUGAAAAAAAUGCUGACUGUUGAAAAAUGUGAAUGUCCACUUGGUUAUGCAGGCCUGUCUUGUGAGUUAUGUGAACUUGGAUACAGAAGAGUAAACAACACUCUGCAUCGUGGAAUAUGUGAAUUAUGUGAAUGCAAUGGCCAUGCAAAUUCAUGUGAUCCUUAUACUGGUUACUGCAUUAACUGUGCUCACAACACAACUGGUCAUCACUGUGAAAUGUGCGUUGAAGGAUUUCAUGGCAAUCCAUUGAGAGGGAGUCCAGAUGACUGUCAACCUUGUGCAUGUCCUUUACUGAAUUCUGAAAAUAAUUUUUCUCCAGUAUGUAAAGAUAUUGUAACACAUGGUGCGACUGAUUAUGUGUGUACAGAUUGUGGUCUGGGUUAUGCUGGGAGAAAAUGUGAAAGAUGUGCAUCAGGAUUUUUUGGAACACCUGGUUCUCCUGGAGGGUUUUGUCAGCCAUGUAAUUGUACUGGAAAUGUCAAUACAUUUGAUCCAGAUUAUUGUGAUCAUAUCACUGGUCAGUGUCUGAAAUGUAUUGGCAACACAGGAGGUUGGCAUUGUAAUGAAUGUUUGGAGGGACAUUAUGGAAAUGCUUAUCAUCAUGUUUGCAAACCAUGCGGAUGUAGUCCUUAUGGUUCAGAGAGCUCAGUCUGUGACAGUGCCACUGGUCUGUGUGACUGCAAACUUAACUAUGAAGGAAGAGAAUGUGACCGCUGUAUCAGUGGAUUUGGCAAUGUUGAACUUGGUUGUGUUCCAUGCCAGUGCAAUAAAACAGGCACUAAGAGAAACAGAGAGGAUCAGUGUGAUCCUGUAUCUGGAAAAUGUGACUGUAAACCUGGAGUAUUUGGCCUGAAGUGUGAUACUUGUCUUGAAGGUUACUAUAGCUUCUCUGAAAAUGGGUGCAAGUGGUGUGGCUGUGAUGUUAAUGGAGCUCUUAGCGUGCAGUGUAAAGAUCCUAGUGGACAGUGUAUAUGUAAAAAUAAUGUAAUAGGAAAAAACUGUAGCAGCUGUAUUCCUGGAUUUUGGAAUUUGUUAUCUGGGAAAGGGUGUGAAAAGUGUAAUUGUCAUUCUGUUGGCUCAGUAAGUGAGAUUUGUGAUGAGUUGUAUGGAACUUGCAAAUGCCAUCCAGGAGUUGGUGGUGAUAAGUGUGACAGAUGUCUACCUGGAUAUUAUGGACUUUCGGAAACUGGUUGCAAAAAAUGUGAACCAUGCAAAAAUUCUGGACACAUUUGUGAUCCAAAUACUGGAUUGUGUAUAUGCCCACCAAAUACUGAAGGAGAAUAUUGCCAAAGAUGCACUUCUUCAUCUUGGGGUUAUGACCCUUUACAUGGAUGUAAACCUUGUGACUGUGAUAAACAAGGCUCUCCUAGUGAUGAUAUUUGUGAUGUUGAUAAUGGUAACUGCAUAUGUUAUGAAAGAUUUGAAGGUCGUCGUUGUGACAAGUGCCGUUUUGGACAUUAUGAAUUUCCUUCUUGUCAUAAAUGUGAGUGUCAGUAUGAUGGCACUGAAUCUUCGCAAUGUACUGUUGAAGGCCUCUGUCAGUGUGAUAACAUUGGACAUUGUCCCUGUAAGGAAAAUGUAAGAGGUGUUAAAUGUGAUGUUUGCAAGCAAGGAACAUUUGGUUUGGCUGUAGAUAAUCCAAAAGGCUGUUAUGAAUGCUUUUGUUUUCUGCGCUCCACUACUUGUAAACAAGCUGAAAUGGUUUGGGCACAGAUCACUACUCCACGCCGAGAAGUUCAAUUUGAAUUAGGAAAUACUCCUCUUGGAUUGUCAUCACAGAAAUUUCUACUCAUUCCUGGACAAACUGGCAAUGUAAAACUUGGAAUACGUUUUGUAUUACAAGAGCCUAUAUAUUGGAUGUUGCCGAAGGAGUUCUUAGGAGAAAAGACCAGAUCGUACAAUGGUGUGCUGAAAUUUCACAUCGAGAGUCAUCAUUCUAGUCGGUAUCCUGAUCCAUUGUUGUUCAAGUAUCCUCUUAUUCUUAUUGAAGGCAAUAAUCGUAACAUUGUCCAUUCACCAUUUCUUCCAGUUACUGGUGGAAAAUAUAGUAUUCGUUUGCAUGAGGAUGAAUGGUCACAGUUGGAAGUGCCUGAAAUUCCUGUGACAAGAAUGCUUAUGAUGUUUAUUCUUCAGAAUGUCCAACAUAUUUUUAUCAGAGCAACUGAAGGUGCAGAUGUAAAAAUUGCAAGUGGACAUUUGCUCAGGCUGAGAGAUGUAAGAAUGGAAACAGCUGUGCCUAUAACACCCAAUCCAGUUUCACCAUAUGUUGCAGUUGGAAUUGAAGUUUGUGAUUGUCCCAAGGAGUAUGGAGGUUUAUCGUGUCAGGAUCCAGGCAAAGGUUAUUAUCGAAAACGAAAACUCAACUUUGAAAAUAGUACUGAUUUGUUAGAUCAGAUUGGUAUUUCGGUUCCUUGUCCUUGCAAUAACAGAAGUGAAGUGUGUGAUCCUGAAACUGGUUAUUGUCAGAAUUGUAGAGAAAAUACAGCUGGGGCAUUUUGUGAAUUGUGUGCCAAAGGGUUUUUUGGGGAUCCAUUUAAAGGUCCUUGUCGUCCUUGUGAAUGCCCAUUGGUUGAUAACAGCUUUAGUGACAGUUGUGAAGGCAAUAUGUUAGAUCAUGUUUGUACUAACUGCCAAGUUGGUUAUGAAGGUAAACAUUGUGAAAGAUGCUCUCGAGAAUUUUAUGGUACUCCUGCAGCACCAGGUGGGAGUUGUAAACCGUGUAACUGCAACAAGUAUGGAUCAUUCAAUUACACAUGUGAUCGUAUGACUGGACAGUGUCAUUGCAGAAGAGGAAUAACUGGAAGAGAUUGUACUCAGUGUAAAGCUCGUCACAUACUCACUCAGACUGGUUGCAAAU